Bufo gargarizans (Asiatic toad) is the source of this 2445-nucleotide messenger RNA. RefSeq names its product transmembrane channel-like protein 1. Bases 1 to 2445 code for a protein of 814 amino acids. Gene Ontology annotation, molecular function: mechanosensitive monoatomic ion channel activity. The transcript is spliced from 18 exons. Lineage: Eukaryota; Metazoa; Chordata; Amphibia; Anura; Bufonidae. Gene Ontology annotation, biological process: detection of mechanical stimulus involved in sensory perception of sound; vestibular reflex. The record is from RefSeq and is a predicted model, not a curated record. Gene Ontology annotation, cellular component: plasma membrane.
AUGGAAGAUUCUGAAGAAGAGGAAAAUCAACCUCCGAAACGUAGAGAGAAAAAUUGGAGAGUACCGAAUAUGAAGCCUUGGUUAGCAGAAUCUGAUGAUGAGAACCAAGCUCCCACCAAUGAGGAGCCAAAUGAAGAGAAUGGAGAAAACAGUCCUAAAGGAAGAAGAGGGAGAAAAGCGAGGAAAGGAGGGGCAGCUAACCUCAAAGCAAGGGAAAAUGCAAAGAAGAAGGACAAAAAGAAAAUCGAUGCUGAUGGGUCUGAUGAAGAUGAAGAUGCAAUAACAGAAGAGGAACUGGAUAAGCUAAAAGAAGCUGUGGAAGAAAAAAAGAAAUUGAUUGCUACUAUAAGAAACAAACCUUGGAAGAUGAAGCAAAAGCUAGAAGUCCUAAAAGAAGCUCAGGAAUUCGUGGAAAAAUUUGAGGGAGCACUUGGAAAAGGAAAGGGGAAAAAGUUUUAUGCUUAUAAAGUCAUGAUGCUUAAAAAAUGGAUGAAGUUUCAAAGAGAUUUUGAAAAUUUCAAAAUGGCCUGCAUACCAUGGGAAAUGAAAAUCAAGGAAAUUGAAAGUCACUUUGGCUCUUCAGUUGCAUCUUAUUUCAUUUUUCUUCGCUGGAUGUAUGGAAUUAACAUGAUACUCUUUGGACUGACAUUUGGUCUUGUCAUGGUGCCUGAGGCAUUGAUGGGGAAACCAUAUGGUUCAAUUCCAAGAAAAACAGUUCCCAGAGCAGAACAGUCCUCUGCUAUGAAUUUUGCUACCCUGUAUGAUUUUAGCGGAUUUGCUCAGUAUUCUGUCCUCUUUUAUGGUUAUUACAAUAGUCAAAGGACCAUUGGAUGGCUGCAGUUUAGGUUACCUCUUUCUUACUUAUUAGUUGGAAUUGGCACCAUUGCAUACAGCUUCAUGGUUGUCAUUAGAACAAUGGCCAAGAAUGCUAAUGACGAUGGUGGAGGAGAUGACAACAGCUUUAAUUUUAGUUGGAAAAUGUAUACGAGCUGGGAUUUUCUCAUUGGAAACCCUGAAACAGCGGACAAUAAAUUUGCAUCUAUUACAACAAGUUUUAAAGAAUCAAUUCUAGAAGAACAAGAAAACAGGAAAGAGGAAAACAUUCAUUUGGUCCGAUUUCUCCGGGUGCUUGCAAACUUCCUAGUUCUGUGUACACUGGCUGGAAGUGGUUAUCUAAUUUAUUUUGUUGUGCGUAGAUCCCAGCAAUUUGCUUUAGAAGGUCUGGAAAAGUAUGGUUGGUGGGAACGUAAUGAAGUGAACACUGUGAUGUCUCUGUUAGGAAUGUUUUGUCCAACAAUGUUCGAUGUUGUCAGUGGAUUGGAAAACUACCACCCUCGUAUAGCUCUAAGAUGGCAACUCGGCCGCAUAUUUGCCCUAUUUCUGGGAAACCUCUACACAUUCCUCAUUGCUCUUAUGGAUGAAAUCAACCUUAAACGCCAAGAAGAAAAAAUUGUGCAACAUAAUAUGACAAUGUGGUAUGCCAAUCUUUUCAAUGGAUCCUCUUCAGAAAAUUCAACUGGUGUUCCUUUUCAAGUUGACCCAUCAGAUGUUCCCAGAGGACCAUGCUGGGAGACAAUGGUGGGCCAGGAAUUUGUACGACUAACUGUAAAUGAUAUCAUGACGACAUAUGUCACUAUAUUAACUGGUGACUUCCUACAAGCGGUUUUUGUACGUUUUUUUAAUUAUUGUUGGUGCUGGGAUCUGGAGUAUGGAUGGCCUUCAUAUUGUGAAUUUGAUAUCAGUGGUAAUGUGUUGGGAUUGAUUUUCAACCAAGGAAUGAUAUGGAUGGGAUCAUUUUAUGCGCCAUGCCUUCCCGCCAUUAAUGUUCUUCGUCUUCAUUCGUCCAUGUACUUACAGUGCUGGGCAGUGAUGUGCUGCAAUGUUCCCCAUGCGAGAGUGUUUAAAGCUUCCAGAUCCAACAAUUUCUACAUGGCCAUGUUGCUUUUUAUACUGUUCUUGGCUAUGUUGCCAGUCAUCUAUACCAUUGUUUCUAUUCCACCAUCUUUUGAUUGUGGGCCAUUUAGUGGAAAGCAGCGGAUGUUUGAAGUUAUACAGGAGACUUUACAGCACGACUUCCCUGCAUGGAUUGCAAAAGUGUUUGGCUACGCUUCUAACCCUGGACUAAUUCUACCAUUCAUUUUGCUAAUGGUCAUGAGUAUAUAUUACCUUAAUGCUACAUCAAAAGGAUAUCAAGCAUCGAUUACGGAACUGAAGAAAAAACUGCAAAAUCAAUCUGAGGAAAAUAAGAAGAGGAAUAAAAAGGCAGAUGAGAAAACAGCAGAAGCCCAAGGGGAUCCCUCUAAUCCAAAUGACAAUUCUGCGGGAGGAGAACCCAAUAAGAAUAAUAGUUCGGCAGGAGGAGCUAAAGGGAAGAAUCUUGAAGUUCCUCCUCGGAUUGCUGUAACUAGACCACCUACAGCUAGAGGACCACCAGUGCCUUCAUGA